Molecule: messenger RNA, 1059 nt
Organism: Trypanosoma grayi
Lineage: Eukaryota; Euglenozoa; Kinetoplastea; Trypanosomatida; Trypanosomatidae
Product: putative protein kinase, putative,serine/threonine protein kinase
Exons: 1
Coding region: 1-1059 (352 amino acids)
Biological process (GO): protein phosphorylation
Molecular function (GO): protein kinase activity; ATP binding
Source: RefSeq, a predicted model, not a curated record
AUGAGUCAAUCGGCGGCUGAGACAGCUGCUGCAGCUGGUCUUACUAGUCCUGCGGAAAAAGAGGAUAGCCAUGUGGGCCCUUUUUCUGAUAGCGUAGGCAUGCAGACGUACUCUCUAAAUAAUAGUUUGCGUGCAAUGCACAUCAUGAGUAGACUGAACAAUGAGAUGAGCUCGGUGGAGGUUGCCGCUGCAGGAUCCUUUGGCGUGGUGAAGAAAGGCUUGUUUGACUUUGACUGCCAGCACUACGCUGUGAAGCAAACCAAGCGAAUGAUCUCCGGUGAGGGGGACCUCCAACAGCGGCUGCAGGAAGUUUACGCACUGAGCGCGUGCAAUCAUCCCAACAUCCUGCGUUACUUUGACGGAUGGGUGGAAGACAAGGCCGUUUACGUUCGCACGGAGUGGCUUGCGGACGGAUCUGUCGCCGACUUUGAACGUCCCCUCACAGAAUCGCUGCUGCGCUCGGUUAUUCACCAAAUAGCCGCCGCCCUACACUGGCUAUCGUGCCACCACAUAACACACGGGGAUGUGAAACCGGAGAACAUACUGGCCUGCCGAAUGGAAAAUGGCACUUACACCUUUAAGCUGGCGGACUUUGGGCUGGCGCGGCCCGUCUUGGGUAAUCGCCCCAACACGGAAGAGUUGUUUCGAGGAACAAAUGACGACGACGGAGAUCAGCGGUAUCUCUGCCCCGAGGCUUUCACGCUCUGCCCGUUCAGCUUGCAGAGGGGAGAGGCAGAUGUAUAUGCAUUGGGUGCGAGUUGUGUGGAGCUGAUGGGUGGCGAUCCAGCCCUCGUCCGCAGCGGCCGGUACACGUGUGACUUCGACUCGUACACUCGAGAGAUGCAGCAGCUGGUGCGUGGAAUGACAAAGAGUGAUUCAAAGGAACGUCCUAACGCCUUCACCGUGGCGUUGCUCACCCUUGAUCCUGAAAUUCAGUCCUCUGAGGAGUUCUCGCAGGGCUGCGCGGAACUCGAACAACUUCGUGAGUCCGUGACGGCGCUUGAGAGGGAACUGGACGCGCUAGAGAUGGCCAUGGGCGAGACAAGUGAUGGCGAAUAG